AUGGACCACCCAGAUAUUGAGCUUUCAUCUUAUAGUGGCAUAAAGUCUGACUACACUCUCAGCAAAUAUUCAACGUUUUCUUUUCCUGAGCCAGACCACUUAAAGCCGGUUCAUUAUCCUCAAUGCUCUUGCAAAGCUAGCCAGAAAACUUUUUCUAACUCCCCCCCUUUAAAUUGGAACAAAAUAUAGGUAAAAUUUCCAUUUUUUUGGUAAAUUAACCCUCUUUAAAUUGGAACAAAAUUUAUUUUUAUAAUAAAAAUUUAUAGAUAAAAAUCAUAAUUUUUAUGUAAAAAGUUUUGAUAUAAAUUAAAUGAUUCUUAGUAGCUAAAAUUAAAAAUUUAGUUAUAUCUUGCUUUUGCUUAAAGAAGUAAGUAUAAAGAGCAUCUUAUUUAAAUAAAUUUAUUAUCCUUAAUUGCUAAAAUUUUUUUUUUGAAAAAUUUUUAUUUUUUUUAAAUAAAAAAUAAUAUUAUUUUAUUUUAAUAAUUUUGAUAUAAAUUCAAUGCAAAUUCUUUACAAAAAUUGAAAAUUUACUUAUUUCUUGCUUUAUUUUAAAGCAUUGAGUGUAAAUAGCAUCUUAUUUAAACAAAAUUAGCACUUUGAUCGAUAAAUUUUCAAAAUUUUUUUUAUCAAGAAAAAUAAUAAUUUUUGUGUAAAUAGUUUUGAUAAAAUUAAUAGUGGCGUAUUAACAAUAAAAAAAAAUUCAGUUAUAUCUUGCUUUGCUUUAAAGGAUAAAGAGUAAAUAGCAUUUAUUAAACAAAUCAUUAAUCUAAUUCGAUAAAUUUUUGAAAUUGUUUUGUUUUAAAUUUUUAUAUAAUAUUGUUUUUUAUAAAAAAUUUUUAUUUGAUUUUUUUUAAGAAAACAAUUUUCUUAACCCCCCUUUAAAUUGGAACAAAAUUUUUUGUUCCAAUUUAAAGGGGGAGUAAGAAAAAAUUGAAUUCAUCCUCUUACAAUCCCGAUAUUGUUGAUUCGUGUCCAUUUGCUAAACAAUGGACUCAGCACCUUAAUAUGCCUGAAAACGGAAAAGAACUUUAUACGACGUUGAUCCAGAUUUCACUCGAAACACCCAGCCUAAACUCAUCAGUUCGACAAAUUGAGUUAGAUGCCAAUAGAACCUUUCCUGAGAAUGAGUAUUUUACUGGAGGAGAUGGGAAAGUUGUGCUAAAAAGGCUUCUAACUGCGUUUUCAAAAUACAACCAAACAAUUGGUUAUGUUCAAGGAAUGAAUUUCAUCGCUGCGACGCUUCUUUGGCACUCAAAUGAAAUCGAUGCAUUCUGGCUCUUUGUAGGGCUGACUGAAGAUUAUGAUUUAAGGGAAAGCUUUUUGACUGGAUUUCCAGGGCUUGCAAAGCAUUGUCAUAUUUUGGAUUUCUUAAUGAUUGAACAGCUUCCAAACUUAUAUAGCCAUUUUGUUCAGAAUGGAGUAUCAGUUCAAAUGUUUGCAACUGAUUGAUGUUUCUAAAAUAAAAUGGUAAAAGCUUAAUUUGAUAUUAAAUAAAUGUUUUUACAGCAUGGUUUUGCAUUGCUUGCCAAUGAAAUAUAUAGUCAGCUUGCCUAUAAGUUUAUAUUAAUUAUCAUAGUUAAAUAAACAUUGAUGUUUUACUCUUUUUACCAGUCUCGUCCCUAUUGAAGAAUCACACUGGAUUUUUGGAAAAUUUUUUGAGUUAAAAUGAACGUUCUUUUACAAGCUAGUAAUUGAAAUUCUUGAUAGAUUGCAAGAAAAAUUAUUAUCAUGCGAUGAUGUUGUGAAUAUUUUGACACCUCUGAAGCCUUAUCAAAGUUCUCCAAAAAAUUGGCGACUUUUUGUGAAGACUCUCCAAAAAGGAAAAGAAAAGCUAAACUGGCAAAAAUUGGCCAAGGCAGCAGAAAAGAGAGAAAUUGACGAAAAAGGGGUAAAUACACUGCUAAAUGAAGCUUAUAAUAGGAGUUCACAUAAUGACACAGGGGAAGAGUACUUCAAUAAGCCUGUAUAA
Blepharisma stoltei is the source of this 1969-nucleotide messenger RNA. The record is from the annotation of a GenBank genome assembly. NCBI's taxonomy places the organism in Eukaryota, Ciliophora, Heterotrichea, Heterotrichida, Blepharismidae.